Molecule: messenger RNA, 4203 nt
Organism: Melanotaenia boesemani (Boeseman's rainbowfish)
Lineage: Eukaryota; Metazoa; Chordata; Actinopteri; Atheriniformes; Melanotaeniidae
Gene: edc3
Product: enhancer of mRNA decapping 3 homolog (S. cerevisiae)
Exons: 7
Coding region: 255-1691 (478 amino acids)
Biological process (GO): deadenylation-independent decapping of nuclear-transcribed mRNA; P-body assembly
Cellular component (GO): P-body
Molecular function (GO): mRNA binding
Source: RefSeq, a predicted model, not a curated record
ACAGGAAGGUACCAUUAGUUGCCGUUGAAAAGCUAAGAAGCUAACACAGAACAACACUUUUCUUAGCAAAUAUUCAAACAGUUUAUUUACUUGUGUUAUUUAAAGAGGUCUGUGUCAAGCUAAUACCGAAAACAACUCUUCAAGGUACUUGCGCAAGGUGCUGUGCUCAGCUUCUUAAAUGCUUACUUAGCCUGGUAACAGGCCGAAGCUAACGCUAAGUUAUGUUUGUUUGGUGACGCCAAUAUCGAGCGGAUAUGGCUGCAGACUGGUUAGGUAGUUUGGUAUCAAUUAACUGUGGGCCAACGCUGGGAGUGUAUCAAGGAGAGGUGUCAUCUGUGGACCAGACCAGCCAAACCAUCUCCCUAAGACAGCCUUUCCAUAACGGAAUUAAAUGCCCCGUUCCCGAGGUCACAUUCAGUGCCAUUGACAUAAAAGACCUAAAGAUUUUAGAUAUCAGAAAUGGCAAUGCCAGGACAAACCCUAAUGCAUCUUCAAAGGUAAGCAGUGCGCCAGUUGCAGUUCCAAGGAAUGACCCCAGAUCCGUGGAGAAACUAAACUCUCCACAGCAAUGCUCCAAAAGCUAUGGAGAGCGUCAUGUAGAUGCACUGGGUCAGCCUAAAGGAUUCCGUAGAAGACACAAUUCCUGGUCAUCUAGUAGUCGAGGGGCAAAUCAAGUGACACCAAAAAAGAAUGGAUUGAAGAAUGGCCAAUUGAAGCAAAGAGAUGAUGAGUGUUUUGGAGACGGUGUGGAUGAUGACCUGGAUACAGACUUUGAUUUUGAAGGAAACUUGGCACUUUUUGACAAAGCAGCUGUUUUCUCAGAGAUAGACACAUCAGAGCGCCGUAAUGGUGCAAGGUCACGUGGGACGCCUCAAGACCAGACACCCUCACGGUACCGUCAUGAUGAGAACAUUCUAGAGGCCAAACCAAUUGUGUACAGACAGAUUAUUGUACCACAGCCUGGGGCCAAAGAGUACUGCACUGACUCUGGACUUGUUGUACCGAGUAUAUCCUAUGAACUGCACAAGCGUCUGUUGUCUGUUGCUGACCGUCAUGGUCUCACACUGGAGCGAAGACUUGAGAUGACUGGAGUAUGUGCCAGUCAGAUGGCACUUACAUUGUUAGGAGGGCCCAACAGAUUCACUCCCAAAAAUUUACACCAGCAUCCCACGGUGGCAGUACUUUGUGGUCCUCAUGUUCAGGGAGCUCAGGGCAUCAGCUGUGGGCGUCACCUAGCUAAUCAUGAAGUGGAGGUUGUAUUGUUCCUGCCGAAUUUCGUCAAGAUGCUCGACUCUGUAACUAGUGAGCUUACGCUUUUCAACAAGACUGGUGGGAAACAGGUGUCCAGCAUCAAAGACCUUCCAGACACCCCAGUGGAUCUAAUCAUAAACUGUUUAGACUGCCACGAGAACACAUUCCUUAUGGAUCAGCCUUGGUACCGAGCAGCUGCUGACUGGGCGAACCAGAACAGAGCACCAGUGCUAAGCUUGGAUCCCCCUGUAAGUGGGCAGGGGCAUGCUGUUGAAGCCAAGUGGUCCCUCUCGCUUUGCCUCCCACUUCCUCUGGGUGAGGGGGCCGGCAGGGUUUACCUGUGUGAUAUAGGUAUUCCUCGCCAGGUUUUCCAGGAAGUGGGAAUCAAAUACCAUUCUCCUUUUGGCUGCAAAUUUGUCAUCCCCUUGCACUCUGCAUAGUAUUAGAUUAAAGCUUUCACCUUCCUUGACCAAUUGAGGUUUUGGCGCCUUACAUUCCAGAGUCUAAGCUGAUUUUCAGUUCAGCUGGGAAGUUUCUAGUUUGACAUUUGAACUGGGGCUUUCCCUUAUACUGAAGGACUACUGUUACAGUUCAGUAGAUCUGCAGACAUUACUAUGUAGAUGGAAGAAGAGAAAGCCUUCAAGUCUUUACUUAAAAAUAUAUCUUCACUAUCUUAAACUGUAGGUAGUAGUAUAGUUUAAGAUGGGUUAGUGCUACUAAAGUGUCAAAGAUGGUGGAACUUCAUGUUUUGUUUUAAAAUGAAUCGGACAAUCUCUGACUUGGAAGAAAACAAAUAAUCUGAAUGUCAUUGUAUUUUUGGUCCCUGAGCCAUCUGUUUAUGUAUGUAUGGAUCCAUCGCAGAAAUUAAGAUCUGAUCUUGUUUUUUUUUUUUACUUCUAAGGUUCAGUUUGUGGUUUAAUCACGGUUCCUCAUGAUGUAAUUUUUGUUAUCUGCACCAGUCAUCGUGGGUCUGCAGGAACCUUCUUUGACUUUCUAAUGCAGAAUUACAUUUUUGGACUGUAUGGAUGGAGGAACACACAGAAUGCUCAUUAUCCAGAAAAACAAAGUGUAGUUACUUGAUGUAACAGAGGCGGCGUUAAAAGCCUUUAUCUGCACAUUAACUUAUCAUUCAUGAUUGAAAGUGUUGAUUUGCAAAAGCAUGCAAAUAACAUUUACGGUCAGGCGUUUCUUGUUUUUGGGGCAACACAGGAGAUCUUUUUGGCGCAAGUUGGCAUCGUUUUCCCUCCUAAUACUUAUGCACAGGAUUUGAGGGGGAAUGUGUUUUAUUUUGGUACAGUGGUGUUAGAUGAUCAGAUACACCAGUGUGUUUGAAACUUCCAGUUCAACUACAACUCACUGAGAUGUUUGACUGCCACUUGUAUGAUUUAGAUCUUUCUUUUUUUUCCUGAAGUUCUGUAUGCAUAUUAUUAUGGAAGCAGAUUCUGAAACAUUGUAGUCCAUCACAGCAAAUGUCAAGUGUCUGUUUUGGCUGUGAUGGAUUUUUGUUGUUUUUGUAAGCAAAUGCCGACUUCAGAGUCCUUCAUCACAUCAGAUUAACAAGAAAUGUUGCAGACUUGCCGUAAAGUCGAUUACAUCAAUGCGGCAGGUUUCACAGUUUAUGUCUUGUGUUGUACUGAAGCCAAUGGAAGAUGGAUGUCUGGAACAUUAGACAAAGUCCAGCUGAAAGUGGUGUAAGAUAAUUAUUGUGUGGCCUUAAAAACCACUGGCACAAUCCUUUAAGUGUUUAAGUUGAAUUCUAACCAUAGUGGGUCUGUUUUCUUCUCUUUUUAAUGAAAACUGUCAGUUGACAAAGUAAGCUGAAUGUUUUCAUUGUGUAAAAUUCAACUGCGUUUUGAUUGGUCUGUGCUGAGUUUAAGCUGCACUUAAACACUGAGCAGUUUCUAUGAAUCACUGGUUGGGUCAUAUACAAAUAACUGAAACAACUUUUUCUUGUUUGUAUCUUCAGACUUUUUUCGUAUUUAAGGGUGUUUAAUGGAUAUUUAACAUUACACUGAAGCAUAGACUGUGAAAACAACUCACAAAGAGCUGCUUUUAUUCUGCUGUCUUUUGAGGCAUUGACAGGUUGUUGGCGCAGCUCUUGUAAUUUCUUUCUGAUAGUGAAAUCCAAACUGCUGGUCCUUUAAUACCAUGGAGAUUUGAAACGAGUGCAGAACUGAGUUCCUGAGCCUGUAUAAUUGCACUCAUUAACAUGUCCUUUAAUGUUGAUUUCUGUGCCCUGUUUAAGGGCAGUGUACUUUGGAUGCUAUGUUAAAGCAGUCUGACUUGUCAAGAUAGAAAAAUUAGGUACUCUUUGGGAAAUUAUAUUGUGUACUAUAUUAAGUCCACAUUUGAUCAUCAAAGAAUCAAGUCAUUGAAACUUGUUGUCUGUACAGAAUUUAUUUGAAUAUUCAAUGAAAGUUAUUGCUGUGCACAAUAGUUUUGUCCUUUUUCCAACAUUCCUCUGGCCUGAUGUGUAACGUCACAUCUGUUGAGACAAGUCUGGCCUGGAAACUCAGCCAGUGUUACUGAAUGUGAAAUCAAAUUGUUUGUCUUUGGCCACUAGGAGGCAAUGAAACAAACAUUUUUGUGCUGUGAUGGCAGCUUUUUGUAUUCUAUUUUUUCCCCCCACAAAUGAGUAUUUUUUCUCACAAAAUGUGAAUUUUUGGAGAGAACGUGGGGUAUUUUUUUUUCUUCUUUUUUUUCAGUAAAACACGUUUGAUAAAAAAAAAUAGCAGGCAAUGCAUUUUGAGUUUUAACAAGUUUGAAAGUUAAAAAAAAUUCCUGAUCAGCUGUGGGUGUUGAGUAAGAUCACCUCCCAGUAGACUAUGGGAGGUUUUGUCUGUACAGGAACUUUUAUUUAGAGGCUGGAGUUCACCGUCAUGCCUCUUGUGCACAAAAAGCAGUUUUCAUGUGUCAUGUCUGCAGAUUAAACCAAUAAAAAUAAAUACACUA